Messenger RNA from Darwinula stevensoni, 228 nucleotides. The record is from the annotation of a GenBank genome assembly. NCBI's taxonomy places the organism in Eukaryota, Metazoa, Arthropoda, Ostracoda, Podocopida, Darwinulidae.
AUGCAGACGUUCAGGGCUACAGGUUUCGGUGUCUUAGGGUUAAAGGGUUUCGUCUUUCUCCUGGUAUCCGCCAAGGCGACAGACGGGUCCCUCUGCCCCGAGCCCGAGGCCAUUUCACCGUGCGAAUGCCUGUCUGAUCUCGGCGUGGAUUGUUCGGAAGCAAGCAACUCCGAGGAGAUAUUUUCCGCCUUCAACAAAGUCGUCUGGCCCGACACUCAGCAGACGUGA